Phacochoerus africanus (Common warthog) is the source of this 1517-nucleotide messenger RNA. RefSeq names its product serpin family F member 1 (gene SERPINF1). The transcript has 8 exons. NCBI's taxonomy places the organism in Eukaryota, Metazoa, Chordata, Mammalia, Artiodactyla, Suidae. Gene Ontology annotation, biological process: negative regulation of angiogenesis; negative regulation of endopeptidase activity; positive regulation of neurogenesis. Gene Ontology annotation, molecular function: serine-type endopeptidase inhibitor activity. The record is from RefSeq and is a predicted model, not a curated record. Bases 144 to 1385 code for a protein of 413 amino acids.
CUUUAAGAAAGGAGUCGCUGUAAUCUGAAGCCUGCUGGACGCUGGAUUGGGAGGCAGCAGAAAAAGUCCUGGUGCUUGCAGGAGCCCCUCAGUGCAGGGACCUAGGCUGGGCGUGGAGCUGCAGCGCACCCACAGGCUCCGGGAUGCAGGCCCUCGUGCUACUCCUCUGGAUUGGAGCCCUCCUCGGGUCCGGCAGCUGCCAGAACGCUGGCCCGGAGGAGGGCUCCCCGGCCCCUGACACGGUGGGGGCGCCAGUGGAGGAGGAGGAUCCCUUCUUCAAGGUCCCUGUGAACAAGCUGGCGGCGGCCGUCUCCAACUUUGGUUACGACCUGUACCGAGUGAGAUCCAGCGAGAGCCCCACCGCCAACGUGCUCCUGUCUCCCCUCAGCGUGGCCACGGCGCUCUCUGCCCUGUCUCUGGGAGCCGAACAGCGGACAGAAUCCAGCCUCCACCGGGCUCUCUACUAUGACCUGAUCAGCAACCCGGACCUCCACGGCACCUACAAGGAGCUCCUUGCUGCCGUCACCGCCCCCCAGAAGAACCUUAAGAGUGCUUCCCGGAUCAUCUUUGAGAAGAAGCUGCGGAUAAAAGCAAGCUUUGUUGCACCCCUGGAAAAGUCAUACGGGACCAGGCCCAGAAUUCUGACCGGCAACUCCCGCUUGGACCUUCAGGAGGUUAACAACUGGGUGCAGGCCCAGACGAAAGGGAAAGUCGCCAGGUCCACGCGGGAACUGCCUGGCGAAAUCAGCAUCCUCCUUCUUGGUGUGGCUUACUUCAAGGGGCAGUGGGUAACCAAGUUUGACUCCAGGAAGACGUCGCUGGAGGAUUUCCACUUGGAUGACGAGAGAACCGUGAAGGUGCCCAUGAUGUCAGACCCUAAGGCCGUUUUACGCUACGGCUUGGAUUCUGAUCUCAACUGCAAGAUCGCCCAGCUGCCCUUGACCGGAAGCAUGAGUAUCAUCUUCUUCCUGCCUCUGAAAGUGACCCAAAACCUGACCAUGAUAGAAGAGAGCCUCACCUCUGAGUUCAUUCACGACAUAGACCGAGAACUGAAGACGGUUCAAGCGGUCCUGACCGUCCCCAAGCUGAAGCUGAGCUACGAGGGCGAACUCACGAAGUCUGUGCAGGAACUGAAGCUGCAAUCCUUGUUUGAUUCACCAGACUUUAGCAAGAUCACGGGCAAACCUAUCAAACUUACUCAAGUGGAACAUCGCAUUGGCUUUGAGUGGAACGAGGACGGGGCAAGUGCCACCUCCAGCCCAGGGCCCCGCCUCACCUUCCCCCUGGACUAUCACCUUAACCAGCCUUUCAUCUUUGUACUGAGGGACACAGACACAGGAGCCCUUCUCUUCAUAGGCAAGAUUCUGGACCCCAGGGGCACUUAAUGCUCUAGUUUAAUGUUCGAAUAUCCCAGAAGAAGAAAACUCUAGACAGAUGGCAGAUUAUAUAUUACACGAAAGCUGCACAUAUGUUUCAAUGUAUACUUUGCAAUAAAAGUGCUUUAUCCUUAACUUUCA